AUGAAUCACACACCUGUACCUUCAACUCCAACAGCUCCAGUCCAAUUAGACUUUAGUCAAAUACCACUAGACGCUCUUGAAUCCAUUCGUAAUAGACUUAAUCAAAUCCAUGUCUCACUACGAAAGCUAUCGGACCAAAUUAAUGCCCACAACAGACAUCCCACCAAAAUCAAGUUACCUACAUUUACACACUUUCAAAACCAAUUUCAAGUUCUUAUAACUCAACUAACUUCAAUUGCCAAUGUGUUGUAUAACAAUGAGGAGCUCCUUUUGAGAACAAACGUUUAUCCUACGAUAAACUUCCCAACAAGUCAACAUGAAGGGUUGUUAACUACUUUAUUACGAAAGAAGGCACUUCCGGAAGUGGAUGAGUGGAUCAACUCGUCAAUAACGACAAUUGAAAAAUUACAAGAAAAGGGGCCGGUGGAUUUCGAGAAAGAAGACGAAUAUGUGGCUUGGAGUCUCAUGAAGAUGCAGGAGUUACGCGAUGAAUUUCAAUUCUAUGGCUUCCAUACCGUGGAAGAGUUGGAAUACAUAGAAACUCCCGAAGGCAAAUCAGAAGCCAAGCUGAAAAAAGUGGAAGAAAACGCCAGAGAAGAAGCUGAAAGCAAGAUCACGCGUGGUGGUAAGAAAGGAUUACAUCCGAAUCAAGUCAUGAGAUACCUAUGUCAAGGACAGACAUGA
Molecule: messenger RNA, 684 nt
Organism: Lodderomyces orthopsilosis Co 90-125
Lineage: Eukaryota; Fungi; Ascomycota; Pichiomycetes; Serinales; Debaryomycetaceae
Gene: MED8
Product: Med8p
Exons: 1
Coding region: 1-684 (227 amino acids)
Biological process (GO): regulation of transcription by RNA polymerase II
Cellular component (GO): core mediator complex; mediator complex
Molecular function (GO): RNA polymerase II cis-regulatory region sequence-specific DNA binding; transcription coregulator activity
Source: RefSeq, a predicted model, not a curated record